Paramecium pentaurelia is the source of this 1671-nucleotide messenger RNA. Lineage: Eukaryota; Ciliophora; Oligohymenophorea; Peniculida; Parameciidae. The record is from the annotation of a GenBank genome assembly.
AUGUUUUGCUGUUCAUCAUCUAAGUAGAAAGAUGAAAAAAAAAAACCAAUAGAGAUAUCGGAACAGUUGAUACCUGAGAAUCAGUAAGGAGAUAGGUAAAUAAAUUAGUUAUAAACUUGAUUAUUAGAUCCUGUAGAACCAAUCAAUAACAGGAAGUAGAGUUAGAAAUAGAAGAAAGACCAAAGAAAAAUUCAAUUGGAUAUUAAGUAUAAGAUGAAAAUGUAUCAGCAUCAAUAUGUCCAUCAUUUGUUGUUGGCAAAACUCCUUUUACUCUUUUCGUUAUAAGUCUUCUUGAAAAAUAAUAAAAUAUGAAAAAAGAGUCUUAGUAACAAGAGGAAAUUAAAAUUGAUUUUUAAGAAGAUUUAAGUGUGAUUGUUAGUUAUCCUUAAAUACAAGCUGAAGUUAAAAAUAAUGAAAAUGAAAAAUCAUAACUUGAAGAAAUUCCUGAUCAACCUGAAGUAAUAUAAGAAGAAGAUGAAGAAGAAGAUGAUAGAGAAAUGUCAGAGGAAGAAGCCAAAAAUGCAGCCAUAUAUAAAUGGGCCAAAGAAAUACAUGAUUAUAAUACAGACAAUACUGAAGAAUUGAUUUUCAAGGCUAUCUCUAAUUUUAAACCACUUUAAUCAAAGGAAGAAUCAAGAUCUACUUUAGCACAUAAAGAUGGAGGUAAAGUGUGCAAAAACAAAAAAUUAAUUAGAACUUUGAGAGCUAUAGGUAAAGAGUUGAUCAAAUAAAUUGGUAAACAAAUUUUAUCUGGUAAUUUAAAUUUAACAACUGUGUCAUUUCCUAUUAAAGCUAUGAUACCUAAAUCUGCACUUGAGAAAGUAUUAAUGUCUAGUUGUCUAUUCCCAUUAUACAUUAAUAGAGCAGUACUAGAAAAAGAUCCUAUUGAAAAAGUAAAGUAUUAAUCAUAUUAUUAGAUGAAGCUAAUUAUUUGUGCCACCUUAGGUAAUUUCUAUUUAAAUUGUUCAUUUCUCAAACCCUUAAAUCCCAUUUUAGGAGAGACUAUUUCUGGUUUCUAUUAAGAUGGUACUACUGCAUAUGUAGAAUAAAUCUCACACCAUCCUCCCAUUAGUUAUUUUCUAACUAUUGGUCCUAAAAAUAGUUAUAAAUUUUAUGGUUAUUAUAAUUAUGAAGCCAAAGCAGGAGUCAAUUCAUUAUCUUUAAAAAAUAAAGGUAAACGGUUUUUAAAAUUUGCUGAUGGAGAAUUAAUUGAAUAUAAUUUUGCAGGAGAAGAAUAUAGUGGUAGUUUUUGGGGACCUAUGAAAGUAGAAUGUAAGGGUAAGAUUACAUUUAUGGAUAAAAAGAAUGAUAUUACAGCUUGUGUUGAAUUAGAUAGUGUAAGAUGGAAAGCAUCUGAUUAUCUAUCUGGAGAAAUCAAAUAAAAAGGUAAAAAGGUCUGUAAAAUAUAUGGAUCUUAUAUGGGAUACAUUGAAUUUGGAGAAGUUAGAUAUUGGGAUGUUAAUUAUAUACGUCCAUAUGAAUGUAAAGUAUUUAAACCAAAUCCAUUUCUUUUAAGUGAUGCAUCAUUCAGACCUGGUAUAUAAGAUUUUUAUAAUUAUUAUAGAUUUAAGAUAACUUAAACGUAAUAAAGUAUAAGAAGCAUAAAAAGAAAAAGAUGAUCUAGAAAUGCAAUAAAGAUAAGAUGCUAAACUUAGAAAACCUAAAAAAUGA